This is a messenger RNA of Cercopithifilaria johnstoni, 3324 nucleotides long. Lineage: Eukaryota; Metazoa; Nematoda; Chromadorea; Rhabditida; Onchocercidae. The record is from the annotation of a GenBank genome assembly.
AUGGAAUCGGUAGAGCUCGUGCUGGAGUCAGUUGGAGAUGAUUAUCCAGGUUUAGUACGAGAAGCUCUUGCUGCAAAGGAACCAAACAGCUCAUGUUCAGGCUCAUUGUCUAGCUGUGGUUAUGCUUGGUUAAUAGUUGGUCAAAAUUUCUAUGUGUGGAAGUAUGACGCAGAGGAGGACUAUGUAGGUGCACCGGCAGUACUUAAUUUGCCACCUUCUGGACUUCCUUACAACGCACAAACUGUUUGUGUAUACAAAAGACAAGGUUUUGCGACAUUAGGUAUAAUCGUUGUAACACCAGAAGGUAUUGUCCGGCAUUGGUCUUUACCAGAUCGUCAGUUCAGUGACAGUUCAAUUGAUCUGGGCCGAGAGGUCGCGUUAUCGCUAACAAGAGUAAAUUUGCAGUCAUCAGAAGGAAUAUGGUUUCUUCUGGCAACAACGACAUGCUCAUUGUUCUUAUUGAAUGUCAAUGCGAAUAUUGUCCCCACACCAGGAAAAAGGCAGCGAUUGUCUUCCGAAAUUACUGUAAAAAUAAUUCAUACAAAUGCAAGAAUUGGAAUUGGUGGUAAAUUGGCUUCGGCAAUAUUUGGUGAGGGAAGACAAUCUGGAUCAAGGUUGGUUAAGGCUCUGAUAUAUGAACAGUCAGUUGGUGAUUUUGUGGAUUCACGUUCCAAUACGUCAAGUAGCUCAAAUCUAAUUGCUACAAAAAAUAUGCAUGUUCUUGCGGUGACCGAAAAUCAUCUUCAUUCCUAUUCAGUGAGAGACUGUGCGAAGAUUUGGAGCUGUGAAUUGGCAGAUAUGGCCAGCGAGCGCUUUGCUUUGGGCCUAUGGAAAGUGUACGAUGUUGAGGAGUAUAGUCAUUGGCAUGAGGAAAUUAGAACAUGGAUAGUGGAUGCGGUUAACAUCAGGAAUGGGACAUUGGUCUUAUUUGCAUGCUGCAAUGAAGCUGUUUCCACGCAGAUACACUUUGCUUUUGGUUAUAUAUCGGAAUAUGAUGAUAUACGUUCUCCUGUAGCUUUAGAGUGGUUUUAUAUUUUGAAGGCUCUCUCAAACGAGUGUAAGUCAAACGAAAAAAAUGCUCUGGCAAAUAUCGCACUAAGAUCGCCAGCUAACUCGAAGCAAGUAUUGCACGACAGGGUGGAUGAUAUUUUUGUGGUUACCCAAAAAGCUGUUUAUUAUUUUUGUCUACCAGAUCGAUUGCUCAAAAAAGCUCCAUUUAAGUUGGUGUUAUGUGCUAUGUACAACGCUACUUUCGUCAGUUCUGGUCGUGACGCUCGGUACUGUUAUAUUUUCCUGGAAGAAAGUGGUUUACAACGAGUGAGAUUGCUUCCUAGAGGAUUUGAUGCAAAUUUGUCACAAACUAUAGCUCAAAUGAGUAAGACGGAAGUUCAGCCAGUAAAUUUUUCAAGCGCUACAACUGAUCGUCGUGCACUCGCUUUGGCAUUUUAUCUCUUUUCGAAAGCUGACUUGCAUGAAGCUAGCAAUAUGAUGCAAGAACUUUUGGAAAAUCGUCACGCUGGAAUUGCACAAAUAACUAUAGAUUUUGCAAUGGACUUGGCCGACGACAUCCCAAAUGAUGAGCGUUGGUGUGCUGUUAGCCGUUCAUCUCACUCAAGAGCAGUGACGGACCAAAUAUCCUCCAAAAGUUCGUUUUUAUUAGAAGUGCACUUGGAAGAACAGAAGAAGAGAGUGUUGGCAAUGUUUAUUCUUUUCAUCAAAAGUAUUAGACUCGACGAUAAAUUGAAUCGAACCGUUAAAACUCAUCUUUGUCAGUCUCGUAGCGCUCGUUCUCAAAUUGUUGAAUUAAUUGAAAAGAUUGAUAUUGCAAUUGCACUAUACAAGUGGAGUAAGCAAAAUCCGUCUGCAGUUUUCGACGGAGCACUGAAAAGAGUAUUAUUGAAGCGAAAAGAAAGCAUCGACGGGGAACAAGAGUUGCUCACUCGCUAUGAUUACUUCUUCCGAAAAGUUUCUCGAAUUGAGGAACUCUUCAGUGGACUCAUAGAAGAAGAAGAAGAUAUUAUAGGGAAUAAUAACGAACUGACGGAUUAUAAGUUGAAAUGUAUUGAAUAUGUUGGUACUAUUUUGAUUAUUGGAAAGGAAGUGAUUGAUGAACGUCGCAACGAUCCUGUUCUCGAUAUAGAAAAUGAUUUACGAUGGACGCAGGAAAAAUCUGUAUUGAAGCCCUUCAUAAAACACUUAAACAUAUUAUUCAAUUAUGUUGAUCAAGCUGGCCGUGAUUGUCCGAAAUAUGUAUCGUUGUUGAAACAAGGUAUGCUUAUUGCUGCGUUCAUUAUGAAUGAACAAACACUCGAUGAUCGGCAAAAUUCACCAAUUGUGGCCAAAUUUUUGGAAAUUUCUGAACAUUCGGCUGCUUUAGAAUUAGCCAAACAUUUUCAAGACUACAAAACCGUAAUACGAUUGGCGUGUGCUUUACCAGAUUUGGAAAGGAAAGCUAAAAUCCAAGAAUAUAAGGAGUUCUUCAGUUCUGGCGACUUUUGCAAUAUGUUAUAUGAAUAUUAUCUGGAAAAUGGCUAUAUGAGAGAUCUGCUGGAAAUGAAAGAACCAGAUGCAGAUCUUUUCUUCGCAACACAAACUAAUGUUGGGUGGAUGCGUGAUCUUGAAAAUGGCGAUUUUGCCAAGGCAUGUUACGCUCUUAAAACUCUCUCGCGGAAAUCAAACGAUGAUGUUAUACUGAAAAGGCGUUUGCUUUCUUUUGCAAAGCUUUCUGCCCUUUGCGAUAAUGAAGUGGAUAACAGUUUCCUGGAAGGCAUUAAACGUGACCUCAGUUUAAUUAAGCUUCAACAAAAAAUCAAUCCCAAUUUAGAAAUGAAAUUUGAUUCAUUCAAUCCGGUUACAAAGAUACGAUCAUGUACUGCAGAAGAGAUCAUAAGAGCACAUCUUAGUGAUACGUCAUGUGAUGUUAAUCGAUUUUUUGACGCACUGCUCACAUUAUCGACACUGAUGGACGAAGAGGCAUCAAAUCGAACGGGUGACCUGAUACAUUCUUUACAAACCAAAAUAUGGAUAGCUGCUGUAAGGGCAAAUAGUGACUACUGGAAAAAAAUAACACGAGAUGAUGAUCCGAGGUAUGAAUCUAUUUACAACGAAUUGUUGGAAAGGAUUAUUGCUCAUGCUAAAUUAUCAAACGAGCGAAAGCUAGAAUUAAUACCUAAUACUAAGGAACUGGCUGAAUGUUUGACAGAAUUUGCACACAAUAAAUUGUUCGGUGUUUUACUUCGGACCAGUGAAGAAGCUGCUAGAAGAAGUAUCUCAGAAGCUUCGGGCACUGAGCGUGCUUCACAACUAAAUGUAACUGGCUUGUAG